Molecule: messenger RNA, 371 nt
Organism: Prorocentrum cordatum
Lineage: Eukaryota; Dinophyceae; Prorocentrales; Prorocentraceae
Source: the annotation of a GenBank genome assembly
CUUCCUCUGCUCGGUCGCUGGCCACGCUCCUGCGCGAGACGCUCGAGGGGCUGGACCGCGACCUGCUGGCCGGGCAGCACGCCUUCGGGGGCUGCGAGGCCGUGGUCGCCGUGCUCGUGGGCGAGAGCCUCGUGGUCGCGGCCGCCGGCCAGGCGACGGCGACGCUGCUGUUCGACGACGCCGACGCCAUACCGCUGCUGGCCAGGCCCGACGGCGAGCCCGCGCCGUCCGUCGCGCAGCUGCGCCGCGGCCAGGCAUCCGAGCUCGGGGCGCUGCUGGGGCGCGACGGCCUCCUGAGGACCGAGAGCUGUCUCGGUGUGGAACGCCACGGCGGCGGUCACCGACGACGCCAGCGCCGCGUCGACGGCUGA